Parnassius apollo (apollo) is the source of this 2049-nucleotide messenger RNA. The record is from the annotation of a GenBank genome assembly. NCBI's taxonomy places the organism in Eukaryota, Metazoa, Arthropoda, Insecta, Lepidoptera, Papilionidae.
AUGAUAAGGAUAGCAAGGCGUUUGCUACAAAAUGGAAGUGUUAUGUGUCCCAAAAGGAUUGACUUUCAUCUAGUAAGGGCGAGCCAGUCCUCACCACAUCUUAAGUAUAACCGCUCCAGAGAAAGAGAGACAUGUCCGUUGCCUCUUCCGCCGCCGAAGCCUAAACCAAAGGAUGACAGUGCGUUUUGGGGCGCGGUGUUCCUGGCGACUGUAGCCGCUGCAUUUGCUGUUUAUGCUAAACGAUCACCAGAAAUUCGUGAUUGGCUGACAAUUUAUGCACCGUGGUUCGACGAUUUUAUAGCCGUGUUAUACCAGGAGAACAUGACUUAUGGGGAGUAUGCAGCGCAAUGCCUUCAAGAUCUGAAAAAUUACAUUGGUGAUGCAUUUAGUGAUGAAAAGUCUAAUACGUGCUUAGUAGAGGACACUGUUAAACCUAUUUCAAGUGUUUCCGAAAAACCGAAAGAACAACCAAAGGAUACCAAAGGUGAGGGUGAAGAACCGUGCAAAGUUCUACCUCCGCCUGACUUAACAAAUGACAUUUGUGAUGUGGAGGCUUGUCUGAAAGAUCUCUACGAGACUGUUAUGAAUAAUUAUCUGACCGCAAAAGUUGCUUGCACUUAUUACAAUCAGCUUGUAGAGGAGACAAUGCUGGAUUUCUCAAUUCCUAAACUGAAAGAGCUCCGUAAAGCAAUGGAGGAGCGACUGGAAUUAGUCAAAGUUUCCAUUAAAAAUGCGACAGAUGCUCAAGAGGACAUGGAUGACUUAAAUCGUUACUUGGACUGUGGAGUGCAAGCGCUGCCUGAAGCGAUAGAGAAGACAAGAACAAUGAUGCAAGCUUGCCAAGAGAAAGUGAAGGCAGCCUGCGUAGAAUUUCAAUGGGAGAAUGACAAGUCUGUUGUGCGAGAUAGACAAUGGCAAACGGUGGAAUCGGUAAUUGAUCGAUACAUAGAUGAAAGCGAGAUAAUGUUACCGGGAUUGCAAUAUGUUGAAAAUAAGCUACAUUUAUCUGGCGAUCCGGAUUUGUUGCUUUAUCACACCUACCGUUAUGCUCAAAAAUUGCAAGAAGAACUUAAAGAAGCCGUUGCAGGAAUGAAGGACAGAGUCGACCGUGCCGUGGACAGUGAAAAAGAAACACAAAGAAGGAAAUCACUUAUUGAAGCUGCCAUUAAACGUAAGCGAGCUGAAAUGGAAAAGGAAUUUAAUACACGACUUGAAGAUCAAAAGAAAAGAAAUGAAACGAUUUUAAAAGAGGCACUAAACAAACAAUUGCAAAGACACCAAGAAAUGUUGGAAAAUAAAUUAAUGCAAAGGGAAAAAGAGAAUACUCGUAAACUUAACAAAAUGGUUGCCGAGAAAGUGGCGUCAGAGAAACGAAUUUUCGCGAAACAACUAUCUGAAAUGACUUUCAAAGUGAAAAAAUUAGAGGAUAAGCUUAAUGCUCAUUUGAAGGCUGAAAAAGAGUCGAGGCGAUCACAGGAUUUGUGGACAGCGGGCGCAUCGCUCUUGGCCGCCACUAAAAAAGGAUACCCAUGUGUCAGAGUUGAUAAGGAAUUAAAGGCGAUACAAAAAGCAUCUGGAGGCGAAGAUAAGCUUGUGACAACUGUGUUGAAAGCCAUACCUGUAUCUGUAUGGGAUGAAGGAGUAGUCCCAGAAAGUGUCCUCAAACAAAACUAUUAUCAGAUGGAAAAAACGGUUUUGAAAGUGGCGUUGGUUGAACAAGACGGUUCUCCGUUGCCAAUAUACUUCCUUUCGUGGCUACAAUCUGCUUUGUUAUUUUUUAAGGUUUCAAGUAUACCUCAAGCUGAAAUAGAUAAACCACCAAAAGAACCUUCGGAAGACUUGGACACGUUUGAUUUGAUGCAGAGAGCUCGUUUUUGGCUAGAAAAGGGAAAUCUCGCAAUGGCGAUUCAAUACGUGAGAUCAUUAGAAGGAGCAUCCCGUGUUGCUGCUGAAUCAUGGUUGAAGGCGGCGCGGACACAUCUCGAGAUCCGACAGGCUGCAGAAGCAAUCAUCGCACAUGCAGCUGCUUUAGGCCUUCAAUAUAUUUGA